UAAACCCUAAUUAGGGUUUGUGGUGGGAGUGACAAUGCCGAUCCAACAGGGUACGCCCAGGAUGCGAUCUGCCUCGUUUCGAGAUCGCGAGCACGAGGAGGAGGAUGCUGGCGGCGCCGAGGUGGAUGCAUUGGCCGAGAUGGCCCGGGAUCCGGUGCUGUGCAGGUUUGUGUCGGAGGAUUUCAACGCGACGCAGUUCGCGAGCGAUGCGCUGCGCAGUGGCUCGGCCGCGGCGUCGGCCGAGAAGGUGGAGCAGGGCAUGGCGCUGCUGGAGAAGCAGCUGAGGCGGGAGGUCGUGCUGCGCCACAGUGAGCUCGUCCAGCAGCUGAGCAGCGUCAAGGACAUGGAGGGCGCGCUGGGCGUGGUGAAGAUCGGGGUUGGGAGCCUAGAGAAUUCCGUGCGCCGGGUGAGAUCCGAGGUAGCGGAGCCAUACAAGAGCAUUCGAUCCAAGUCCACGCAGCUCUCUUGCCUCCACACCACCGUGGAGCUCUUGCGCGCCGUGGUGCGCGUGCUCAAGCAGCUCAAGCGCCUCCGCGAGCUCGUCGUCGAUUCCUCCAAGCCAACCGAUCUCUCCAAGGCCGCGCAGCUGUGGAGCGAGAUCGAGGGGCUCCGCAGUGACGCUGAUCUCUCCGGGAUCGAGGUGGUGGACUCGGAGCUGGCCUGGCUCAAGGAGGCUGGCACCAAGAUCCGGAGCGAGGCCAUGCGGAGCCUGGAAGCUGGCAUGAAAGCUUUCAACCAAGCUCAAGUUGGUGCCGCGCUCCAAGUCUACUUCAACCUCGGGGAGCUCCGGCCGACAGUGGAGAGCGUGAUCCAGAAGUAUAAGAGCCAGGCGGUCAAGAGCAUUGCGAGUGCUCUCGACAUGAAGGCCAUCUCCGCGAGCGUGGCGGCGGCGGCCACAGGCCCAGCGGGGCCAGGGGGAGCUCACAGGAGUGGGACGCCGCAGCUGGGAGCUGGAUCCAGGGCCAGGGAUGGGUUGUGGCAGAGACUUGGGCAAUGCAUGGAGCAGCUUCACUCCAUCUUGGUGGCGGUGUGGCACUUGGAGCGAGUCAUGAUCAAGAAGAGGGAUCCGGUUUCUCACGCCAGCUUCAUCGAUGAAGUUGUCCAGGCUGGAGAUGCCUCGCUGACCGAGAGGGUGUGGGAGGCUAUUGUCAAGGCAUUUGCCAGCCAGAUGAAGUCGGCGUUCACUUCAUCGAGCUUUGUCAAGGAGAUCUUCGUGCUGGGAUAUCCCAAGCUGCUCGGGGUGGCGGACAACUUUCUCCAGAGGCUUGUCCGCGACACGGAAGUUAAAGGUGCGUCCCCGGCGAUCAAGGACGCGGACAGACAGCAGCUUGUGACGACGCUGGAACCGUUCCAGAAUGCGUACCUUGGCCAGACACUUGCACGACUCACGGACCUUGUCAACAACAUGUUUGCUUCGUCCACUCUCCUUCGCCUUCCGACUUCAGAGGAGCCGAUUGCGAAGCUGGUGGCACGGAUCCAGGAGGAGGUUGAGGCUGCAAAGCUGGAUGCCAGGUUGACGCUCAUGGUGCUUAAAGAAGUUGGGAAGUCUGUGCAACUCUUCGCUGAAAAAGCCGAGUACCAGCUUGCAACAGGUCCUGAUGCUCGUCAGGUGACCGGUCCAGCCACGCCAUCGCAGCUCAAGAACUUUGCGCUGUGCCAUCACUUGCAAGACAUCCAUCACAGAUUGAGCUCAAUGAUGACAGGCCUAUCGCCAUCCGCCGCUGACAUCCUCUCUCCGUCGCUCGGGGCUGUCUACGGCGUGGCAGUGGACACGGUGAAUCCGCUGUUCAAGGCGAUGGCGGAGAGACUGGAGAAGAGUAUCCUAGAGAUGCAAGGCCUGGACUUCAACUCGGAUAUGACAGUGGACGACGAGAGGCCCAAGUACAUGCAGGAGAUCCAAGAGGCCGCGACUCACUUCAGGUCCGAGUUCCUGUCCAAGCUCUUGACAGGCUCUAGCUCCGGGAAUCCCAAGUCGGUGUCGAUCAACUUCGUGAGGAAGAUGGCUUCCAGGGUGCUCGUCCUGUUCGUGAGACACGCUGCCCUGGUGAGACCGCUAUCGGAGGCUGGGAAGCUGAGCAUGGCGAGAGACAUGGCAGAGCUGGAGCUCCUUGUGGCACAGAACCUCUUUCCCGUGGAGCAACUUGGUGCUCCAUACCGAGCGCUGCGGGCAUUCAGGCCUUUCAUCUUCCUGGAGACGAACCAGAUCGCGAGCAGCCCACUGCUGCAGGAGCUGCCGGCGAGUGUGGUGUUUCACCAUCUCUACAGCCGGGCGCCGGACGAGCUCGAGUCCCCGAUGAAGAGAUCCAAGCUCUCGGCGUCGCAGUACUCGCUGUGGCUGGACACGCACAGCGAACAAGACGUGUGGAAAGAAGUGAAGGGAACGCUGGACGAUUACGCGGCCAAGGUGAGAGCUCGCGGCGACAAGCAAUUCACUCCCAUUUAUCCUCUCAUGCUCCAGCUCGGCUCGUCGCUCCUGUGAGCGAGAGGAGAGAGAGAGCCGAUUUUCAAGAGGAGGAGAAUAUACUUUGAUCAACGGCCUCGAUUAAAACUCCA
Selaginella moellendorffii is the source of this 2553-nucleotide messenger RNA. RefSeq names its product conserved oligomeric Golgi complex subunit 5. Gene Ontology annotation, biological process: intra-Golgi vesicle-mediated transport. Bases 35 to 2479 code for a protein of 814 amino acids. Lineage: Eukaryota; Viridiplantae; Streptophyta; Lycopodiopsida; Selaginellales; Selaginellaceae. The transcript is spliced from 3 exons. Gene Ontology annotation, cellular component: COG complex. The record is from RefSeq and is a predicted model, not a curated record.